AUGUUACGAAAUCAACUUUAAUUCCAGCAGUCUUGCUAAACAAAUAUCGACUCUAUCAAGAAUCCUAAGAGAACCAUCAAACCGCAUCAAUACGAUUCUUGCAUCAACAACCCUCUCACUUAGCAGUUCUCCAAUGUCAAAUUGGCAUCCACACUAAGUAUGGGAAGAUCAAUAUUUCAGAAGCAAUUAGAACAAAUGAAAAAGCAGUAUAUUGUCAGAACUGGGUACAUAAGGAUAGCUGAUCCAGAGAUCUUGAAUGAGUUGUUUGAAUUAAACUUAGAGAACAUGAAGAAGAAAUACUCUAAGUAUAGUAAUAUACAUUAACUGAACAUCCCAAAAGACAUGAUCAAAAUAUUCAUGAAAUUUGGAUAUCAAGAAAUCAAUAAAUUCAUGUAGAUGUCUAUUGUUCACUUGUUGUUUGAAUAUAAAUCAUUGUUGCAAUAUUAGGAUAAAUGGGAGAAAGAUGCAGUUAUUGCAUUAACAUCAAUAGCAUUUAUCAAAUAAGAUUGUUUGUAUCCUCAAGUCAUGAUUGUUUCUCCAGAUGAUCAAAGUGCUAUUGCUAUCAAAGUCAUGCUUGAUCAUCUAAAUAUCUACUACAACAAUGUGUAUCAAGUAUCAAAAAAGAAUUCUAUUGUUUAAGAUCGAAAGUACUUAAAGGAAGCAUAGAUUGUGAUAGGAACUGCAGAUCGCUUAUAUUAUGUGAUUCAACAAAAGUACCUGAACCCAAUAUUCUUGGAGAGUGUGGUGUUUUAGGAGUUUAGUCAAACUACAGACUUAGGAUUCAGGAAGGACAUUGAAAGUAUCCUAAGAAUACUUCCGAAAUCAACAUCUAAGCAUUUCUUCUUCAGCCAGGUCUUCAGUAUAGAAGAACAUGAUAUUUUAGAUAUUUGA
Paramecium octaurelia is the source of this 891-nucleotide messenger RNA. The record is from the annotation of a GenBank genome assembly. NCBI's taxonomy places the organism in Eukaryota, Ciliophora, Oligohymenophorea, Peniculida, Parameciidae.